This is a messenger RNA of Gossypium arboreum, 1205 nucleotides long. Its product is annotated as probable xyloglucan endotransglucosylase/hydrolase protein 7. Gene Ontology annotation, biological process: cell wall biogenesis; xyloglucan metabolic process. The record is from RefSeq and is a predicted model, not a curated record. Gene Ontology annotation, molecular function: xyloglucan:xyloglucosyl transferase activity; hydrolase activity, hydrolyzing O-glycosyl compounds. Gene Ontology annotation, cellular component: apoplast; cell wall. The transcript is spliced from 4 exons. Bases 126 to 995 code for a protein of 289 amino acids. Lineage: Eukaryota; Viridiplantae; Streptophyta; Magnoliopsida; Malvales; Malvaceae.
GCAGCAAUCUUCAUGGAACCCACCUAUACUAUAUAUAUACACACUCCACUACGGCUCUCAUCUCAUCUCUAAAUCAAACAUUAUAAUAAUAACAAUAAUUCUCUUUCUGUUUCUCUGGUUUAAACAUGGGUAUGGGUUUAAGGAAUGGAUUUCUUUUGAUUUUAUCUUGUGUUGUUACACUUUCCCUCUCAGUUUGGGGGCGACCUGCCACUUUCCUUGAAGAUUUUAGAAUCACUUGGUCUGAUUCUCAUAUUAGGCAAAUCGAUGGAGGGAGAGCCAUCCAACUUGUUCUCGACCAAAAUUCAGGCUGUGGAUUUGCUUCUAAAAGGCAGUAUUUGUUCGGACGUGUCAGCAUGAAAAUCAAGCUCAUCCCCGGCGACUCCGCCGGAACAGUCACCGCCUUUUAUAUGAAUUCUGAUACAGAUGCUGUGCGAGAUGAGCUAGACUUCGAGUUCUUGGGAAACCGUACCGGGCAGCCAUAUACGGUUCAAACCAAUAUCUAUGCCCACGGAAAGGGUGACAGGGAACAAAGGGUUAACCUUUGGUUCGAUCCUGCUGCAGAUUUCCAUACUUACUCAAUCAUGUGGAACCAUCAUCAGAUUGUGUUCUAUGUUGAUGAAGUGCCAAUUAGGGUUUAUAAGAACAAUGAAGCUAGAAAUAUCCCAUACCUAAAACUCCAGCCAAUGGGAGUUUAUUCAACGCUGUGGGAGGCUGAUGAUUGGGCAACAAGGGGAGGUUUAGAGAAAAUUGAUUGGACCAAAGCUCCGUUCUUAGCUUAUUACAAGGACUUCGACAUUGAAGGAUGUCCGGUUCCAGGGCCAGCAAACUGUGCCACAAACAGUAGGAACUGGUGGGAGGGCACUGCUUAUCAAGCCCUUAAUGCCAUGGAAGCUAAAAGAUAUAGGUGGGUUCGUAUGAACCACAUGAUAUACGAUUACUGCACCGACAAGUCCCGAUACCCCGUUACCCCACCGGAGUGCAUGUCCAUCAUCUGAAAAUCCAAACCCAAGUGACGUUUCGUGUCCUAUUUUACGUACAUAUGUACCCCCCUUUAUACAAAUAAUAGAGCCAUGCAAAACUUGGGUUUUAAUAGUAAAGGGAAAAAUAAGUGUGCAUUGCAUAUAAUUGUGAAGUAAAAAUCCAAUUCCUAUUUGUCUGUAUUUGGUGCAUUCUGUUUUGUGUCAAUAAAAGCUUUCUUCAAAAGA